ACCCCCUUUCCCGGCGGCCCGUUGGUCGCGCCCGGGCGGCUGGAGCGGGCGGGGAGCGCGGCGCGGCGCGGGGCGUACCACUGCGCGGCGGGCGCGGGGGGGGCGCGGCGGGCGGGGCCGGAUGCAGGCGGCGCGGCGGGGUUUGUGGCCGGGCUGCGAGCGGCGGAGGAUGAAGGUGCUGGUGGCGGCGGCGGCGCUGGGCGCUGCCCUCCUGCUCCUGCUGCCCGCCGCCUCGCGGGCCGACGAGCGCAAGAAGGGGCCCAAGGUCACCGCCAAGGUGUUCUUCGACCUGCGGAUCGGGGAGGAGGAUGUGGGCCGCGUUGUCAUCGGGCUCUUCGGCAAGACGGUGCCCAAGACGGUGGAGAACUUCAUGGCAUUGGCCACCGGCGAGAAAGGAUUUGGCUUCAAGGGCAGCAAGUUUCACCGUGUGAUCAAGGACUUCAUGAUCCAGGGAGGAGACUUCACCCGUGGAGAUGGCACUGGAGGAAAAAGUAUCUACGGGGACCGCUUCCCCGACGAGAACUUCAAGCUGAAGCACUAUGGCCCUGGCUGGGUGAGCAUGGCCAACGCCGGCAAGGACACCAACGGUUCCCAGUUCUUCAUCACCACAGUGAAGACACCGUGGCUGGACGGCAAGCACGUGGUGUUUGGCAAAGUGCUGGAGGGCAUGGACGUGGUGAGGAAGGUGGAGAACACGAAGACAGACAGCCGGGACAAGCCCCUGAAGGACGUCGUCAUCGCCGACUGCGGCACCAUCGAGGUGGAGAAGCCGUUCGCCAUCGCCAAAGAGUAACCGCACCCUCCCGGCCCCGCGGCGCGGCGCGGGGGAGCCGGUGGCACAGGGCUGCGGGCCGGGGGCUGCCCCACUCCCCCGCCGUGCCUCUCCCUGUCAUCCCGGGGCAGGGGAGCAGCAGCAGAGCUGCUCUGCCCCCCCUUCACCCGGCCGCCUCCCGGCCGGCCCGCAAGCAGGACGGGGCACCAGCUCCUCUGCCCGUCACUUUUGUAAGAAGCACAUGCACCAAUAAAUGUGACCAAUGUGGUUUUUUUUUAAA
This is a messenger RNA of Tyto alba (common barn owl), 1052 nucleotides long. RefSeq names its product peptidylprolyl isomerase B (gene PPIB). Gene Ontology annotation, biological process: protein folding; protein peptidyl-prolyl isomerization. The record is from RefSeq and is a predicted model, not a curated record. Bases 122 to 793 code for a protein of 223 amino acids. The transcript has 5 exons. Gene Ontology annotation, cellular component: intracellular membrane-bounded organelle. Lineage: Eukaryota; Metazoa; Chordata; Aves; Strigiformes; Tytonidae. Gene Ontology annotation, molecular function: peptidyl-prolyl cis-trans isomerase activity.